Molecule: messenger RNA, 903 nt
Organism: Diceros bicornis minor
Lineage: Eukaryota; Metazoa; Chordata; Mammalia; Perissodactyla; Rhinocerotidae
Gene: FFAR1
Product: free fatty acid receptor 1
Exons: 1
Coding region: 1-903 (300 amino acids)
Biological process (GO): positive regulation of cytosolic calcium ion concentration; response to fatty acid; G protein-coupled receptor signaling pathway
Cellular component (GO): plasma membrane
Molecular function (GO): bioactive lipid receptor activity
Source: RefSeq, a predicted model, not a curated record
AUGGACCUGCCCCCGCAGCUCUCCUUCGCCCUCUACGUGGCCGCCUUUGUGCUGGGCUUCCCGCUCAACGCCCUGGCCAUCGGAGGCGCCGUGUGGCACGCCCGGCUCCGCCUCACCCCCAGCCUGGUCUACGCCCUGCACCUGGGCUGCUCUGAUCUCCUGCUGGCUUCCUCUCUGCCCCUGAAGGCGGCAGAAGCCCUGGCAGGGGGAGCCUGGCCACUGCCGGCUGCGCUCUGUCCUGCCUUCGCCCUGGCCCACUUUGCUCCGCUCUAUGCGGGCGGAGGCUUCCUGGCCGCCCUGAGCGCAGGCCGCUACCUGGGAGCUGCCUUCCCCCUGGGCUACCAAGCCAUCCGGAGGCCGCGCUAUUCCUGGGGCGUGUGUGUGGCCAUAUGGGCCCUGGUCCUCUGUCACCUGGGGCUGGUCCUUGUGUUGGAGGCUCCUGGAGGCUGGAUGGACAAUACCACCAGCCCGCUGGGCAUCAACACGCCAGUCAAUGGCUCUCCAGUCUGCCUGGAGGCCUGGGACCCAGCCUCAGCGGGCCCUGCUCGCCUCAGCCUCUCUCUCCUUCUCUUCUUUCUGCCCCUGGCCAUCACAGCCUUCUGCUACACAGGCUGCCUCCGGGCACUGGCCCGCUCAGGCCUGAGCCACAGACGGAAGCUGAGGGCAGCCUGGGUGGCUGGCGGAGCUCUGCUCACACUGCUGCUCUGCUUAGGACCCUACAAUGCCGCCAACGUGGCUGGCUUCCUGCACCCCAACACGGGGGGCCGCUGGCGGAAGCUGGGGCUCAUCACAGGUGCUUGGAGCGUGGUGCUCAACCCAUUGGUGACCGGCUACUUGGGAGGGCGUAUUGGCCAGAGGACAACAUGUGUGGCGAGAACAAAAGGGGGGACGUCCCAGAAGUAG